Molecule: messenger RNA, 491 nt
Organism: Gossypium arboreum
Lineage: Eukaryota; Viridiplantae; Streptophyta; Magnoliopsida; Malvales; Malvaceae
Exons: 3
Coding region: 101-346 (81 amino acids)
Biological process (GO): mitochondrial respiratory chain complex IV assembly
Cellular component (GO): mitochondrial inner membrane
Source: RefSeq, a predicted model, not a curated record
UUUCAACAUCAUCUCACUUUCUCUAUAAAUUACUUGCCCUCUUCCCUUUCAAUCUUAGCUUCACACAUAACUAGCAAAAACAGAUAGUAACCAGAAAAACAUGGAGGCAUUUCAGUCUUGGGUUUCAGAACACAAGCUCACUAACAUUGGUGCAGUUUGGGCAUCUGCAAUUGGGGCAUCGUUGGCUUAUAACAGCCGUGGAAAUAGCCCUCUUAAGCCAAGUCUGAGGCUUAUUCAUGCAAGGAUGCACUCACAAGCCUUAACACUGGCCGUGCUGUCUAGUGCAGCAGCUUACCAUUACUAUGAAAAAAGUACCAGUAACCAAGAGAAGGUCACCAAUGCCUAGACCAGAUUCAUAGCUCAUAAUAGCUAUAUUAUGUAACAUUGAAAUCUUGAUUAUUAGUGGUUUGAUGAUGAUGAAAAAAUCGAAAUUAAUGAUGUAUCCUUUCUUUCUUUUUUUCUGAAUGUGACCUUUGAUUGGUCUUUUAUCA